AAUUCAGGAAGUUCAUGAAACUAAACGGCGAGAUGCUUGACUUCAUGUACAAAAAGGAUCAACGCACACAGAGAAACGUUUAUAGCAGAUGCACAACGUGACUUCACAGACGCCAUGUUGAUUGCCCAGAAAGAGGCAGAGGGGGAAGAAGACCAGGAGCUGCUAGAACAGAUCACCAACACGCAUCUCGGCCAGACAGUAGCGGAUGUUUUCACAGCGGGCUUGGACACGUCUCGACAGACUCUGUAUUGGACAGUCCUGUUCCUUGCAGCCCACCCGGAAGUACAAGCGAAACUCCAUGCGGAAGUGGACAGGGUGCUGGGUGAGCGGCGAGUACCGAUGCUGUCCGAGAGACACAAGCUGCCGUACACCGAAGCCGUGCUCUAUGAGAGUAUGCGGAAAGGGACAGUGGCGCCUCUGAGUCUCCCCCACUCAACCACUUGUGAUACAACUGUCGCUGGCUACGAGAUUCCAAAAGGGACGAUGGUGUUUGCCAACAUCUUCGCUAUCCACCAUGAUCCAAGACACUGGAAGGAACCGGAAGUGUUUAAUCCCGAACGUUUCCUAGACGAUUCCGGAAGGUUUGCACCGAAGUCAGAAAGUUGGAUGCCUUUCUCUGUCGGCAAGAGGGCGUGUAUGGCGGAAGCUUUGGCCAAACCGGAACUGCAUGUUGUCUUGGCCUCGCUCAUGAGGUGUUUUGAGAUUCGACUGCCGGUCGGAGUGACCCCUGACCUUGAACCGGACGACGGAAGCUUUUCAUUUACGCCUAAGCGCUAUCAGGUUGUCGUCAAAAACAGAUUUGCAUGAGAUUGGAAGAUGUGACAAUCCAGCUGAUGUCCAAGUGUACGAGGAGUACCAAUUUUACACAUAACUGAAUUAUGCUGCUAAUAUAUGUUGUCAGCUUACGUAAGAAUAAUUUGGUAGAAAGUAAUGGUUGAUGGAAACAUUUUCCCUAGCAUACAUUAGUUAUCAAACUUUAAAUAUAAAAAUAUGUGUGCUUUGUCAUAUCUAGCUCGUCUGUAAAUCGUCGCCUCCAGCUAUGUGAUUUCAUAAUCACCUUUUGCCAUGUGGUUCUAUCGUUACCUCUUA
This is a messenger RNA of Haliotis rubra (blacklip abalone), 1089 nucleotides long. RefSeq names its product cytochrome P450 2J4-like. The coding region runs from base 115 to 807 and encodes 230 amino acids. Gene Ontology annotation, molecular function: heme binding; iron ion binding; steroid 17-alpha-monooxygenase activity. The transcript is spliced from 5 exons. The record is from RefSeq and is a predicted model, not a curated record. NCBI's taxonomy places the organism in Eukaryota, Metazoa, Mollusca, Gastropoda, Lepetellida, Haliotidae. Gene Ontology annotation, biological process: hormone biosynthetic process; progesterone metabolic process.